This is a messenger RNA of Capra hircus (goat), 5575 nucleotides long. It is a transcript of the gene TMEM248, whose product is annotated as transmembrane protein 248. The transcript has 6 exons. NCBI's taxonomy places the organism in Eukaryota, Metazoa, Chordata, Mammalia, Artiodactyla, Bovidae. The record is from RefSeq and is a predicted model, not a curated record. Bases 1888 to 2871 code for a protein of 327 amino acids.
GUGAAUUUUAUCUUAAAAAAGCCAUUAAAAAGUUAAGAACCUGUCAUAGGGCCAAAAAUACCAUAAACCAUAUUUAAGAAAAACCCAGACUUGGAGUAGUUAUAUAUAAUGUUUAGAAAAAAUUGGAAAAAAGGUCCAGUGUCUAAAAUAUCCGAAAACAAAAAACUUUUGAAUGUUAAUAAGACAUAGGCAAACAUCCUACUGGUGAAUGGCCAAAGAUUCAGGCAGUUCACCUACAAAGAAUCUAUAUGGCUGAUAAAGAAGUAAAAAGAUACUUUUUUCAGGGAGAUGUAAUUUAAAAUAAUGGUGAGAUACAGUUUCACAUAGAAUAUCAAAUGUUGGCAUGAAUGUUGGGAAAUGGAGCGAGUGCUUUCCUUGCAGGUAGAGGGCUGGGGAGAGGAGUAUAAACUGGGACAGCUUCCUCGGAGAGUCUGACAGUCAGGUUGCAGAUGGGCCUACUGGUGACCUCUUUGUGUUAGAACCACUCUUGUGCCUGCUGAGGUGUCCUUUGUGAGUGACACAGUGGGAAGAACCCGAGAUAACUCAACUAUGAUACAGUUGCAUCGUGUACAGCAGGUAAAACCAGUGGACUGGGUCAACAGAUUAUGUCUCAAAAACAGAAGGUUGAGUCAGCCUUGUGAAAACAGACAGGUACGCAGCCUGGCUUGUUGCAAGUAGUUGCUGUUUGUUCUUAGGUGCUGUUGAUGCGUCUUUUUCUCUCUCAACUUUAAAAGCUGGCACAUAUUAAAAAAAUAGUUUUUAGUAUUGUCGCCUGAUCAUACAUACAAGAACUUAUUACGUGCCUCUGCAGUUCUCGGGGCCAGGAGCCGGGGCUGUAGCAGUGAACAAGAUGGGCAGCGUCUGUGCUCUCAUGGAGUCACGAAAGAGGGAUGAUAAGACUGUAAACUAGUAGAAAUUUAACUGAACAGUGUGAAAGGAAUUGAGGCGGGGUUCUGGGAGAUCGGGGGUGGAGGUAGUCACGGAGGGGCUCUCUGAGGAGCUGCCUACUGAGCAGAGACCUGCUUUUGAAGAAGAGCAAGUAUGUGGAAAUUUAAGGGGGAAGGACUCGAGGCAGAGGUAAAAGCCUUCAGGUAGGAUAUGUUCAAAAAUUCCAAGGAUAAAAUAGGAAUAAGUUUAGCAAAAGGAGUGCAAACAUGUGCUUUGAGAACUGCAAAAUACUGAAAUAAAGAGAACAUAAAUCAGUGGAGAGGCACCCUAGGUUCGGGGACUGGAAGACAAAUACCGUUAAAGACUGAUCUGCAGGUUCAGGUGACUUCCCUGUAGAGACUGAGAGCUGCUCCUGAGAAAGAUGCGUGUGGCCAGCGCCCAGUGAAUGGGGGAGGGAAUGUUGGUGGAGAUGGAGUUAACGAGGCUGGCGGGGCUUCUGGAUCAUGACACCCUUUGGGCCUUGACAGGAAGGCUCAGCUUUAAGCAGGGGAGUGAUGAAAUUCAGUAUUUGUCUCUGCCAGGUGCUGGAACGGGCAGGAGUGUGGUGGUGAACAGGAUGAAACGUGAAUAAAUAGAAUUCCGCUCUUCGGUGGUAGGAAAUGAGAGCACCCUCAGCUUAUUUUUGUACAUGUUGGCAUGUAUUUGUGUCGUGUCACUGACUUACUUACCUGAUUUCUUAAGUAAUGUGGAGGUAGCGAACGUUCCUUAAAGAAUAAUUAAGAAAAUUCCAACCGAAAGAAUGUCUGUCUUUCAAAAUCCUACCAUUUGGAAAUAAUGACAGUUAAUAUUUAGUGUUUGUUUUCCGCCCCUUCUAGUCUUUUUUUGAAUGGAUUUGUGAUCAAACAGUUCUCAAGUUCAAUAACGUGUGACCUCCUCACCCGCCAACCCCAUUAGAGAAACAAGGGAGUCGUUUGUUUUCUUUCGGCAAGUCUGUCAGUGAUGCUGAUGAAUUCCUUCCAGGUGAAGCUGAUCAGAAUAAUGUUCAGCAUCAGCCCCCUGGAGAACCUGAAGCUGUACAUCAGCAGCCGGCCCCCCCUGGUGGUGUUCAUGAUCAGUGUCAGCGCCAUGGCGAUAGCUUUCCUGACCUUGGGCUAUUUCUUCAAAAUCAAGGAGAUCAAGUCACCGGAAAUGGCAGAGGACUGGAAUACUUUUCUCCUGCGGUUUAAUGACUUGGACUUGUGUGUCUCAGAGAAUGAAACAUUAAAGCAUCUCACAAAUGACACCGCAGCUCCAGAAAGCACAGUGACCAGCGGCCAGGCCAGGACGUCCACGCAGUCCCCACAGCCCCUGGAGGAUGCGGGCCCACUGAACAUCUCUGUAGCCAUCACCCUCACCCUGGACCCACUCAAACCCUUCGGCGGGUACUCGCGCAACGUCACCCAUCUGUACUCCACCAUCCUCGGGCAUCAGAUCGGCCUGUCGGGCAGAGAAGCCCAGGAGGAGAUAAACAUUACCUUCACCCUGCCCACAUCCUGGAGCUCGGACGACUGUGCCCUUCACGGGCAUUGUGAGCAGGUGGUGUUCACAGCCUGCAUGACCCUCACAGCUCACCCCGGCGUGUUCCCCGUCACCGUACAGCCGCCGCACUGCGUUCCUGACACCUACAGCAACGCCACGCUCUGGUAUAAGAUCUUCACCACGGCCAGGGAUGCCAACACAAAAUACGCUCAAGACUACAACCCUUUCUGGUGUUACAAGGGGGCCAUUGGAAAAGUCUACCAUGCUUUAAACCCCAAGCUUACAGUUAUUGUUCCAGAUGAUGACCGCUCGUUAAUAAACCUGCACCUCAUGCACACCAGUUACUUCCUCUUUGUGAUGGUGAUAACGAUGUUUUGCUACGCGGUUAUCAAAGGCAGACCCAGCAAACUGCGUCAGAGCAAUCCUGAAUUCUGUCCCGAGAAGGUGGCUCUGGCAGACGCCUAAUCCCACAGCUGCCGUUUUCUGAGAGAGACUGAAAGAACCAUAAUCAUCGCCUGCUGAAGCCAGCCUGGGCCUGGACACUCUGUGAAUACAUUAUCUUGCAAUGUUGGGUUAUUCCAGCCAAAGACAUUUCAAGUGCCUGUAACUGAUUUGUAUAUAUUUAUAAAAGUCCAUUCAGAAAUUGGUCCAGUGAUGCACGUGCUUCGCACUGGGUGCCGCCAGAACCCUUCAGCCUCACCUGUGGACUCGGCAGGAUGGCCCACGCGGCGCCCAAGGACUCUCGACCUCGCUGCCGGAGCAGGCCCUGCUGUCUUUCCCCGGGGCCCGAGGCGUUUCACCGCCGUGGGGGAGGUUACCUUUGGUUCUUGUUCAGCGCGAUCUGUACAGAAUGUUCAAAACAGUCUGCACCUUUGAUAUACUGCAUUUCCAAAGCCACCCCAAUCCAGUUUGUGGAUUUUAUGUGUCUGUGGCUUAAUAAUUACAGUAACAACAAUAACACCUUUUUCCUCUGUUUUGCUUGCAAGGAAACAUACCUUUCUAAGUUUUUUUUUUAAUCCCCCUCUUUUUCCCUUUGAAGAGAAAAUAGUCACAUUUUAAUACUACUCUAGUUAGGAGAGAUUUGUGCUUUUAUCUUGAGUAAAAAGUUAAAUAUUUAAAAGUCACUUACUUGGUAAAGAUCAAAGUUUCAUUUUCCACGUGGACAGCGAGGAGUCUGGUCUUGUUUGACUUGAGCUGGCUCAGAGUGCUCCACUGUCCUUUUUCUUCUCUGCUGUCCCUUACCUCCAAUAUGAAAGUUGAAACAGCUUCCUCACUCCAAAGGGCUUCAAAAAUGAAGUACAGAUGGCUCUAGAGUGAAAACGAGCCAUUCUCUUUUCUGCAAUGCAGAUGACAGGAAAGGAGAGGGUGAUGGUUCCGUCUAAUAUUCAUGAAAGGGUUUCUUGUUUUCUUUGAGGGGGUAGUGGGUUUUUCUUUCCCUGGUGUUUUAUGGGGAGGUAUUUCAUUUUUAUGCAGUUAACAUACUUGGAAGGAAAUGGCAACUUGUAGAUACAACAUUAAGAAAACGUUGGCUGUGAAAUCUGAGGGAAAAUGAUUCUGAUUUGCCAUUUAUCAGGAAAACCAAAAGCAUUUUUUUUCUUACAACAUUCUGAUGAUCUACUUCUUUUCUCCCUUUUUCCUUCCAAGUCAUUUUCAUUUUAAGACGGUUGUGCAUCUUUUCUAGCCCUGUAUCACUUAUGUUAUUACCAUUUUUCUUCACCGCUUUUUGCCUUCCUGACUUAUAGUCAUUAAUGUUUUCUGAGAGUUCUCCCAAGCAGUGACAGAGCAAAAGGGCGGUUACCAGUCUUGGGUGUGACUGCCAGCACUUCUUUCCCUUAACUCCAGGUCUGUAGUCAGUUCUAAAUUAGAACCAGCCCUGCAGUCUGAAAUAUAUUGGCCUAGAACAUUUUAUCCCAAGUUGUUUUUUUUUUUUUUUUUUUUAUCCCAGGCAUUCUUGAAUGGAACACAUUUGUGGGCUUUUACUGAAGGUUAUUAAAAUAAUCAUCAUAGUAACUUGAUAUGUUAAUACUUAUUUUUCCUUUUAGUACAUUUCAAGCACAAUAAUCAGACUUGUGUAUCCGUUUUUUUAAUGAUAUGAGUUGCUUACCUGAUGCAUAGCUCACCAGUUAAUUUAGUUUUCUCUUUAGAGACUUUGAGACUUACAAGAUGAGAUUGAGAAAAAGCCAUUUGCUUGGCCUUUAGAAACAUCAGUAUCAUUAAGACCAACAGACUUUAGAUGAAGCUGCUACUGAAUUAAUAAAAUCCCAAGGAAGUAGAGUUACAGGAAUAGAUUAUUAACUGGCAGAGUAAUAUAAAAGGAAGACAGGUGAAAAAAGUCAGUUUCACUGGUUCGUUGGGUCCAGCUUGUUGCUAAUAUUAAUGACCCUUAUGUUAAUUACAGGGACUGGCUGGCAUCCGCUGGUAGGGGAGGAGGGACUCUGUUAGGCACAAGGAAGGGAAGUGCCAAAAAUGCCUGGACAGUAUGACUUGUCACGAGGCCAGGACAGAAACACACUUUAAAACCCAGCAUUCUCCCCUUGCAGGUGAUCUCAGAUCUUACAGAAACCCAGUCAGGUGUACAAAGGCAGGCUGGGGAUGCCAGGGGUGCUGGGUCCACCGACCCCCAGCAAGUCCAGAGGACCCGUUACUAUCCAGGCACGGACAGACAAGGUCCUGUCCUCCACUGUCUCUCACUGGGAGGGCGGGGGACCUCAGGAUGAGAAGAGGGUCGUAGACAGGGCCUGUCUCCCCUCCAGGGGGCGACCCCGUGCAGAAGCACUGGCCCGUCCUCAGGCAUCUUGGACUGGAGUCCAACAAAAGGUCAGCAACUUACUAUUAAAACAGUUGUUUCAGAUCAUAUUGAUCUCUUUCCCUUUUCCUUUUGUCCUUUCACUGUAUGACUUGAAUCAGUUUUGAUUCUAUUUGUAAGUUUUUCUCGUCAUUAGGAACCUGCCACUUGUGUUGCGUUCUCUUGGGCAGUGUAUUGGGGUUCAGCCUCCUGGUUUUUCACCCUCCUGCAGGCACCGUGGGGUUCCGAGGGCCAGCGGGUCCGUGUCACUCACCCUGCUGCAUGAUGGUUGGUAGCCGAUCUGUCCGGCAUUCACUCCCAGGUUAAUUUUCUGUGUUGAAACUCUGUGCACAUGUGCUUUCCAGAAUAAAACGUCUGAAUUUA